GCCGCCCAUGGACGAUGAAGACGUAGUCUGUUGCUCCUGUGUCUCGAUGCUGGAUGGAUGGGGCCAGCCAUAGCAGCACAGGAAGGGUGCUCCGAACUGUUGGCCGACGACAUCGGGCGUCCGGCCUACUUGGAGGAAGAGCUCGCGCGGGACCCUAUCUCUGGUGGACGAUCGGUCCUGUGGUUGGAAGCAGGUUGUGCCGCAUCAUGUUCCUUGCUUCGGUCUGGUGUGGCACAGGUAUCGCUGGCGCAAACACCGCAGAGGGAUGGCACAGCCGAAGCUCACACCGAAACGUUUGAUGAUUUUCGCCCUGUCGGCGUCAGUGAAAGAGACGGUGGGCCCCGCAGGCUGUGGGUGCCUGUGACAGUCCUCGCGCUUCCAAGGAACAGCGGCAGCGUGCCGGACAAGAGCCAAUCUUCGUCGCCGACUGGGCCGUCUCGUGGUAUUUCCGCCGCAAGCGACAGGGAGAGACAAGAAGGAAGCGUCGCUGACACGCAUCGCUGUUGCCCCGCUGCGUUGUCGCCCUGUCUCGCUGAGGCCCUGGGCUGUUGCCCAACAACGGCAGCAGCCGGAAAAAUCGGUGGCAGCAGCGGCGGUACGCGGUUGUCGGUGCGCGAGCUUCCGACUGAUUCUAUCGCCCUUGCGUCCGUGGUUAAGCUCAGCGGCCCGUACCCAGUGUCGGCGUCCACCGGAAGGCCCGACUUAUCCGCCAGAAUCGACGACGGCCGAGCUUCUCUGGCCGCAGUGUCCUCGAUUUUGCCUCAUGCGCUGGAAGGAGAGGUACUUGCCGAGGGCUCUGUGUUCAGCGUGGCCGGUCUCUUCGCGCUGGUCGUUGUCGAGGUGUGCGCAGAAGGGCAGUGGCGGGUGCCGGCGGGAGAGGUGGGCAGCACUGGGGGUGUUGUUGUGGUGAGGGUGCACGGCGCCACCGAGCUGCGCCUGUUGCCGCCGACUCGAUCGAGACGCGGCGGUGUCGCAGGCCCUGCCGAAAGCGUUGGCCCUCUUGCCGACGGUGCUGCUGCUGUGUCUUCCUCCGAGGAUGCUGGUUCGGUGAACGCCCCUUGCAGUUGGCAGAGAUCAACCGACGAUAAAGGCGUCGCAGCAGCAGAAGUAGAACCCUCCAGCACCUCAGCCACCGCCGGUCUCUCCCCGGCGCUACAACCCUACCGCUCCCCCGAUGCCAGGGAGUGGAUCCGACUGGUGGAGCGAGACUUCGGCGGGCUCGGGGAUGACGUCGCCACGGUUAUUGCUGCCGUAGGCACGGUUUUGAGGGGAAGUGAGAAAAGCCGCGUCGGCGAGGACGCAGGGGGGGAUGAGCUGACGGCGCCUGCUAGUGGCCUGUUGUGUCACGGACCGACCGGAGUAGGCAAGACCCUUCUCGCCAGAUCGGUUGCGCGGCAUUCUGGCGCACCAUGGUUCUUCCUGGACUGUGCUUCCGUGUUCCGGCGUGACCGUGGCGAGGCGGAGCAGUACGUGCAGGAGUUUUUGGCCAGGGCUUGGGCGUGCUCGCCGUCCGUGGUUGUCCUGGACCAGGUCGAGUCUAUCUGCAGGAGGCGCCCAGAGGCCGCGGGUAUCACAGAGCUACAGGUGCUCUCCGUGCUCCUCGAGACGAUGGACCGAUUCCGCCGCCCGCCGUCGGCGCUCCGCGUGUUCUUCCUGGCCACCUGUCCAGACCCUGCCGCUCUCGACCCGUCCCUGCUCCAGCGGGGCCGCCUGGAGGCCGUACUGCAGCUGGGCGCAUUGAACAGCGCCGCGCGCGCUUCCAUCUUGGGCAUCCACGCCCGGGACAUGCUCCUCGAGGUGCUACCGUCGUCGCCGCCGCUGCCGUCACGGCCGCCGCCUGAACCGCCGGUUGCUGCUGCAACAGCGGGCGCCGCAAUGCCACCGCAUCCUCCUUACGAAGAGAAGACAGACGUCGUCGGCGAUGAAUCGCCGGUUCGAUUGGAAAAACCAAACAGGGAGACGGCGGCGGCGGCGGCCGCCACGUCUGCAUCUGCAGCUAUCGCAUUGACGCCUCCCGCGGUUCCACCACCGCGGACAAGGGACGAGUUUCUUGAGCUAGUCGCCGCGAGGUGCCACGGCUACCUGGGGUCCGACCUGGAGCGCUUGUGCCGCGAGGCGGCCAUGAGCCACUUCUCGGCGGCCACCGCUGCCGGCGCCGUCGACGUGGUAAAGGGUGCUGGACGUCACGAAGCGGGUGGGGAUUUGGCUGCUACCAGUGGAUGUGGGGAGGGCGGAGGGGGCGACAAGGCCGGCGCGCCGGGAGUCCGAUUGCGGGACUUUUGGGCGGCGUCGAGCGUCGUUCGGCCGGCGUCGCUGACCGGGCACUCUGCAGGGAUGUGGGGGGGCGACGUCGGAAAAGAGCGAGGGAAGGCAUCGGUAACCCCGCCGCUUGUCGGGUGCGACGCCGCCAUGGCGGAGCUCCGAGCCUUCGUCCUAACGCCUCUGGCGAACCCCGAUCUGCUGCGGGAUCUGGGGCUGAAGGGCGCGACGGGCGCGCUCCUUCACGGUCCUCCCGGCUGUGGCAAGACGAGCGUGGCGCGAGCGCUCGCCGCGGAGGUGGAAGGCGUCGCCAACUUCUUGGAAGUGAGGUGCUCGGACCUCGUUGACAAGGUGGUCGGCCGGUCCGAGCGAAACGUGUCGGACCUUUUCGCGGCGGCAAGGGCUGCCGCUCCUUGUGUGCUCUUCCUUGACCAGGUCGAGGGAGUCGCUGCACGUCGAGGCUACCACUCUUCAACGGAGCAGACUUUCGAUCGGAUCCUCAGCACUCUCUUGGUAGAGAUGGAUGGGGUCAUGUCGGAGUCUGGUGGGCACGUGGUCGUCCUGGCGGCCACCAACGACAUCGACCGCCUGGACCCUGCGCUCCUCCGGCCGGGCCGGCUAGAUCGCCGCGUGCACCUCGGCGUCCCGGACUCGGCCUCGCGCGCGGCCAUCUUCCUCCAACGCCUGCGCGGCAUGCCUUUGUGGAUGGAGGAAGAGGUCGAGGGAGGUGGUGGCGGACGGGACGCAGACAGCGGAGGAGCCGCCUUGCAAGUGGGGGUUGGGCAUGGUGAGGGGGGAGUCGUGGGUGGGCGCGGAGAGCUGGGUGCGAGUGGUGCCACCGAUGCGGCGGCGGCGGCGGCGGCGGUGGCGGAGGUGGCGGAGGUAAUCAACGACAGUGGCAAUGCUGACGGCGGAAGUAGCUCUUGCGGCACGCCAUUACAAAGCCGUCAGGACAGCGGCCAAGCAACCAGCGACCAUGGGGCUGGAACUGGGGUGCCGCCGCGGCAACGAUCGCCAUCACAGCCACAGCCGCCGCAGAUUCCGGCGCCUUUGCCACGCGCACGAAGACGGCGGGGAUUGCUAGACAGCGCGGAGGCGUACGCGGAGUGGCUUGCCGACGAAACCGAGGGGAGCUCCGGCGCGCACGUGACGGGCGUGUGCCGCGAGGCGGCGCUCGCGGCCCUGAGGGAAGGCAUUGAAUCCACGGAGGUGGCGCCGAGGCACUUCGAGGCGGCCCUGGGCGAUCGGCGAAGAGGGCGCGAUGCUGUCGCCGGCGGUGGCGGGCAACCGCGGCCCCUGCGGUAGCGUAUUUUUCCUCGCUUGAUGACGCAGGCUCUGGUUGGCGGAGCCUUGUGUUGAGUUGGUGUAGCCUGUGCGGGGAGGAUGGGCUUGGGUGUUGUUGCUUGGUACCCGGCAACGUCGUAGAGCCACAUUCCUCGUGCAGACGACCAAGUGAUUUCAAUCUGGAAGGAGGGACGAACACUCCGUUCACUGUGGGCAUGUGUUGCCCCUGAAUAGUUGUGCUCGACGACGUUGCCCCGGAGAUCUGCGAGAACGUUUAGGCGACAAUGGCCGGCGAUAGACUCAAGCGAUACUGCAUGGGCUGGGCGAUCACGUAGUAGGAGAGGAUGGCGACAAAAAAUGCGAAACGCACGGAAUAUUGGUGCGGAC
Molecule: messenger RNA, 3930 nt
Organism: Ectocarpus sp. CCAP 1310/34
Lineage: Eukaryota; Phaeophyceae; Ectocarpales; Ectocarpaceae
Source: the annotation of a GenBank genome assembly